Molecule: messenger RNA, 2106 nt
Organism: Aspergillus uvarum CBS 121591
Lineage: Eukaryota; Fungi; Ascomycota; Eurotiomycetes; Eurotiales; Aspergillaceae
Product: threonine dehydratase, biosynthetic
Exons: 3
Coding region: 233-1924 (563 amino acids)
Biological process (GO): L-threonine catabolic process
Molecular function (GO): pyridoxal phosphate binding; threonine deaminase activity
Source: RefSeq, a predicted model, not a curated record
UUUAGGGCUGGAAGAGAGGGUUUGAUGACAUAAGCUUUUCCGCUCCGAUCACGGAAUUUUCGCCCUUCUCCCCGCGGAAUAGAAAGGGUGACUUAUCCAUCAUAGUUAGUCAGUGCCACCGCGGCUUUUUUUCUCGGUCUCGACUCCCACUUGGUGCUGGCGCUUCGUUUUUACCUUCCUUUUGUCCCCAAACGUUCAUUCUCUUCAUAUUAUCCAUAUAAAGCCCUUGAAUAUGCCCAGCGAAGUAUCUGACGACGGCGUUGCGACUCCGGUCUCCGCCAAGGUGAGUAACCUCACCUUGACUGAGUCCGCGCUUGCAACUCCCACUUCGGAAAAAGGGGAGGACUCGACUGCCUAUGACUGGGGCAUCCCCGACGACUAUCUUCUUCCCAACGGUUACCCAGAUUACCUCCGGUUGAUCUUAACUUCCCGUGUCUACGACAUUAUCGACGAAACCCCUCUCCAUCAUGCCGUCAACCUGAGCAACCGCCUGGAGUGCCGUGUGCUGCUCAAGCGGGAAGAUUUGCUUCCUGUUUUCAGUUUUAAGCUGCGCGGUGCCUACAACAAGAUGGCUCACUUGACUCACGAGCAACGGUGGAAGGGUGUCAUUGCAUGCUCUGCCGGAAACCAUGCGCAGGGUGUUGCCUACUCUGCCCGCCAUCUCAAGAUUCCCGCCACUAUUGUUAUGCCCUCGGGCACCCCCGCGAUCAAGCACCUUAACGUCGCUCGCCUGGGCGGAAGCGUCGUUCUCCACGGCAAUGACUUUGAUGCGGCCAAAGACGAAGCUCACCGCCUGCAGCAACAGCACGGGCUCACCAACAUUCCUCCCUUCGAUGACCCUUACGUGAUUGCCGGCCAAGGAACCAUUGGUAUGGAACUCCUGCGCCAGGCCAACCUGCAGAAACUCGAAGCUGUGUUCUGCGCCGUCGGUGGAGGAGGCCUGAUUGCUGGCAUUGGAGUGUAUAUGAAGCGCAUCGCGCCUCACGUCAAGAUCAUUGGUGUCGAGGCCCACGAUGCCAACGCCAUGCAUCAGUCUCUAGACUCUGGAUCGCGCGUGUUCUUGAAGGAAGUGGGACUGUUCGCCGACGGCGCGGCGGUCAAGUCCGUCGGGGAGGAGAACUACCGGCUGGCCCGUGAAGUUAUCGAUGAAGUCAUCCAGGUAUCGACCGACGAGACAUGUGCUGCUAUCAAGGAUGCUUUUGAGGAUACCCGUUCCAUCAUUGAACCGGCGGGUGCACUGGCUUUGGCCGGCCUCAAGAAGUAUGUUAGCAUGUAUCCCAGCCCCGACACUAACCGGGAGCUGUGUGCUAUCACUUCUGGUGCGAACAUGGACUUUGAUCGUCUGCGUUUCGUCGCUGAGCGUGCCGCUCUGGGUGAGCGGAAGGAGGCUCUUCUGAGUGUCAAUAUCCCCGAGAAGCCGGGCGCAUUCGCCAAGCUCAUUGAAGUCAUUCUUCCCCAUGCGGUCACUGCCUUCAGCUACCGGUAUGCCCACGAUGCCUCUGCCGACGUCCUGAUGGGUAUCUCCCUGUCUGCGUUGACCGGCCAAGACGAUUUGGCCAAGAUCAUGACCCAUCUCACCAAGGAAGGUAUGAGUGUCAAGGACUUGAGCGACGACGAACUUGUCAAGCGGCACGUUCGUUUCUUGGUCGGUGGACGCAGCAGCGUCCAAAGUGAGCGAUUGUUCAUGUUCGAGUUCCCUGAGCGCCCCGGUGCUUUAGCCAAAUUCUUGACCACUCUUCGCCCCAACCAGAACAUCUCGUUGUUCCACUACCGCAACUACGGCGGAGAUGUUGGAAAGGUGCUUGCCGGUAUCCAAUGCCCCGAUACUGAGAAGGAGGAGCUUGAGUCUUUCCUGAGAGACUUGGGAUAUCCCUUCAGCGAGCACACCGACUCUCCCACUUACCAAACUUUCCUUCGUGCGUAAAACAUUCAGCAACCUUCUUGAGUCAUUCGCGUUUGUUUGGGGGAGAGCUUAAAGAGUUUUUUUUGAUUCCCUUCUUGUUAAUUCAUAUGGGCGUUCUUGUUGGGCAUAGUGUCGAUAGAGCUUGGGCUGUUUCUUUUUAGUGUGAGAGUGCUAGGCAUCAUUCCGUACAUAGAAUCCGAAAU